GUUUUAUUUCGUAUAGAAAAUAUAAGAUUAAUUUAAAGUAAACUAAGCUUAUAAUUUAGCUUUUUAUGUGUAACUUAAAUCUAAGUAAAAGAUAAAUUUAAGAUGGCCUUUAGAGGAAAAUGCACAUUCGGCACUAAACCACCUUUGAACAAUAAUUUAAUAAGUGAAAUCAUAUACAGGGAGGUCAAACAUUAUCGUAAUUACAAGUCAUAUAGACCUAAUUUCAGAGCAAUACCGUUGGCCAAUAAAUUCUACGCAGCACACGAUUUAAAAGUGAAAGAAACCGAGGAUGAGAGACAGAAGGUAGAAGAGUACGCUGAUAGGGUAGCUGGCUUAAAAAGAGUACCUCGCAACAGAUAUCCAGCACCGGUCACAUCUAACCAUGAAUACGGAUGGCAUAUAAAAAUACCUUCGGAUAGAAACGAAAAUUAUCGAAAAACAAGCGAUAGUAUAUACCGUAAUAAUAAGAUAUACAGAUAAAAGAUUAUUAGUGAGUUUAUAUUGUAACCAUUUCUAUGGAAGUUUCUAGUUGAAAUUGUACACACAAUUCAAGCUGGUGGGAAAAUAUUCAAAAACGAUCCAAAUGUCACUCAUUUAAGCAAAUACAAAACGUAAUAAACUUAAACAUUUUAUUUGUAUAAUUAUAAUAUUAAGUCUAAAUUGAUUUUCUAAAUAAACUAAAAGAAAUAAAACACU
Molecule: messenger RNA, 696 nt
Organism: Papilio polytes (common Mormon)
Lineage: Eukaryota; Metazoa; Arthropoda; Insecta; Lepidoptera; Papilionidae
Exons: 4
Coding region: 103-480 (125 amino acids)
Source: RefSeq, a predicted model, not a curated record